Ipomoea triloba (trilobed morning glory) is the source of this 1778-nucleotide messenger RNA. RefSeq lists its product as uncharacterized. The coding region runs from base 242 to 1531 and encodes 429 amino acids. The transcript has 7 exons. Lineage: Eukaryota; Viridiplantae; Streptophyta; Magnoliopsida; Solanales; Convolvulaceae. Gene Ontology annotation, molecular function: DNA-binding transcription factor activity; DNA binding. The record is from RefSeq and is a predicted model, not a curated record.
CCUCCCAACGCCCAGAGAAAAACAACACCACCGCCGCCCACCCUCCUAUUUCAACCUUAUCCCCUCUCUCCGCCCUUCUCCAUCUCCGGCGCCUUCUUUCCGACGACAUCUACGCCGAUCGCCGGAAACUGAUGAGCAGUAGCCGCCGAUCAUCAUCCGAUAAGUCACACAACAAUUCUUGCCCAACAAGCUAGCUAGCUCAUCGUCGUUUCUUGAUUGACAUAUACAUAUAUAUACUUACAUGAAUAAAAACAUAGGCGACAUGGAAGCCGGAGAAAUGCAAGAGAAGGAGAAGACGCCAUUAUCAUCGGAGACAUGUUCCUCGGAGAGUAAAGGGAUGGCGUCGAUUGAUUUGAACAGCAGAAUGGACGGCGAGGAUGAUGAUGACGACGAGGUAGAAGUCAUGAGCGCGGCGGAUGAGAGCGAGAAAACGGCCGGGGAUGGAAACUCGGCGAACAAUAGCAGCUCUUUCUCCGGCGGCGAAGGAAACAUGAAUGGUGAUGAUCAGAAGAAGUCGUCUAGUGUCCGGCCAUAUGUCCGAUCAAAAAUUCCCAGGCUCCGGUGGACUCCUGACCUCCAUCUCUCCUUUGUUCACGCCAUUGAACGACUCGGUGGACAAGAAAGAGCAACACCCAAAUUGGUUCUCCAAUUAAUGAACGUGAGAGGGCUCAGCAUUGCUCAUGUAAAGAGCCAUCUGCAGAUGUAUAGAAGCAAGAAGCUUGAUGCAUCCGGCCAAGUAUUAGGUCAAGCUAAGAGAGGAUUUAAAGGGAGAAGUUAUGGAUAUGGAGACAUGAUGAACUAUAGAUUUAUUCCCCAUCAGCAUUUCAAAAUGCAAAACGGCGCAAUCGUGUUAACAAGAACUUUUGAAGAUGGUCGUCAUCAAAUGGGCAAUAAUAUUGCAAGGCAUUCCAUAUUUCAAUCCCCAACAUAUGACCUCAAAAGCAUCAUCUCAAGAUAUCAACAGAGGUCAUCCAAUCAAGAAAGUGUUCUUGUCAAGCUUAGCGGGGCGGCGAAAAUGGAAGAUCAUAGAGAAGGAAACGUGUUAAGAAUGAGGAUGCUGCAGCAUCAAGAGAAGCUGCCAUCAUCAUAUGCUCCAAAAGAUCAGUUGCAAUAUUCACCUAGUAAUGGUAGCCAUCAUCAUCAAAUUGUCCCAAUCAGGCCUAGCCAGUUUCUUGAAGAAAAAAGAUGGCCGCCGAGGGGAUCCAUGGCCAACCAUUUGAAAGACAAACCUGCAGCCUUCACAUGUGGCCUUUGGUCCAAUGCUGCAGCAACUCCCCAACCAUUGCUUCACCACACAAUCCCAGUUGGGACAAACUCCAGAUUUAGCUCUCUUGGCCCUAAUUUUGACCCCCCAUUUCGGCGACUUGAGAUGAUGAAUAAGGAGAAGAUGAGCUUCAAGGAGAAUGGCAGAUUGCUGGAUUUGCAACUGAGAUUAAGCCAGAGUGGAGAUGCUAAUAAUAGUAAUAAUGGUGAGAAGUCUUAUAAUAAGAAGGAAGGAGAUAUUAACACGAAGCUUUCUUUAUCCCUAUAGCCAUCAAACUGCAUGCACACUGUAUCCCCACACAGACUUUAAUUCCUAAUUAAUUUUGUGUUCCAGUUUAGAGUUAGAAAAAAUUUGUUGGCUAUACUAGGAGGGUGAGUACUUGAGAUCUGACCAUAUAUGCAGUUGGCCUAGAUCAGAGCAGUGGAGUGAGAUCUCUAAGUACUUGCCUUAGCUUAUAGGCUUGUGAUAGUACUAACUAAUUACAGUUUAAUGUUUUGACACAUUUUUAUGGAAA